AUGUCGGCGAUGACUGCGGCGGUGCCCUUCUGGCGCGCGGCGGGGAUGACCUACAUCGGCUACUCCAACGUCUGCGCGGCGUUGGUGCGGAGCUGCCUCAAGGAGCCCUUCAAGACCGAGGUCUCCUCCCGCGAGAAGGUCCACUUCUCCCUCUCCAAGUGGACCGACGAGAAGCAGCAGAAGCCCAGUUGA
Messenger RNA from Triticum turgidum subsp. durum (durum wheat), 192 nucleotides. The record is from the annotation of a GenBank genome assembly. NCBI's taxonomy places the organism in Eukaryota, Viridiplantae, Streptophyta, Magnoliopsida, Poales, Poaceae.